This is a messenger RNA of Coregonus clupeaformis (lake whitefish), 1039 nucleotides long. Its product is annotated as prepronociceptin-like. Lineage: Eukaryota; Metazoa; Chordata; Actinopteri; Salmoniformes; Salmonidae. The transcript has 2 exons. The record is from RefSeq and is a predicted model, not a curated record. Gene Ontology annotation, molecular function: opioid receptor binding. Gene Ontology annotation, biological process: neuropeptide signaling pathway; sensory perception; chemical synaptic transmission. Gene Ontology annotation, cellular component: dendrite; plasma membrane; neuronal cell body. Bases 86 to 895 code for a protein of 269 amino acids.
CCUACACCCUCGGGCCUCCACCCUCCUCCUGUCCCUGUUGCCCAUCCGUCCGUCCCUCCCUCCCUCCCUCCCUCAGUAGUGAGUCAUGAAGUGGUCCCUGUGGAGCAUACUGCUGCUGGUGGUGUGUCUGUGCUCCCCAGGACGGAGUGAUUGCCAGGGUGACUGCCUGGCCUGUGGCCUCCUAAUACCCCUACCCAACCCCCAGACCCAGGGCCAGCAGCAAGCAUUCAACACACUGGUGUGUCUGUUGGAGUGUGAGGGUCACGUCUCCCCUGCCCUCACCUGGGAGCUGUGUCAGCGAGCCGUCCUACCUCACUACCACCUCCCACCAGACGGUGGCGCUGUGUCUAAGAGAGCAGCAGAGGAGCUGACCCUGGGCCCUGUAGACCUGGACUCUGACGGACAACUCCUCUACUCUGCAGCCAUGGAGCGCUACCAGCAGGACAAAGAAAACCAGGAAGAGGGGGACCUGGAGCGACGUGAUGCCCAGUACGACUCCUCCCCGCUGGACUCGACCGAGGAGGGAGACUCCCUGGCUCUGGAGAACAGGGAGGAGGAGAAGGAGGAGGAAGAGGACAGGAGGAGGAGCAGCCAGGGGGAGGGAGGAGAUGAGGAGGAGGCCGCGGUCCAGCUGACCAAGCAUUUCGGGGGCUUCCUGAAAGGUCACCACGGUUAUAGGAAGCUGAUUGGUGGGCCGGUGGGGCGGCCACUGCAGAAACGCCUCGGAGGGUUCAUCGGGAUCAGGAAGUCGGCCAGGAAGUGGAACAACCAGAAGAGGGUGAGCCAGCUCCUCCGGCAGUACCUGGGGAUGACCAGCGGCAGGGCCCCUGGCCGCGGGGUUGGGAGGUUCACUAACCCAGCCCAGGGCGUCAGGAGGCUGCCCAGCCGGCUGUAGCCUUCCCUUCCCUCCAACCUCCUGGGGCCUCUCUGCUCUUCUCUUCUCCCGUGCCUCCACCCUCCUGGGGCCUCUCUGCUCUUCUCUCCUCCUGUGCCUCCAACCCCUGGGGCCUCUCUGCUCUUCUCUUCUCCCGUGCCUCCA